Messenger RNA from Euleptes europaea (tarantolino), 2088 nucleotides. It is a transcript of the gene COL10A1, whose product is annotated as collagen type X alpha 1 chain. Gene Ontology annotation, molecular function: protein binding. Lineage: Eukaryota; Metazoa; Chordata; Lepidosauria; Squamata; Sphaerodactylidae. The coding region runs from base 68 to 2083 and encodes 671 amino acids. The record is from RefSeq and is a predicted model, not a curated record. The transcript has 3 exons.
CCUGUGGCAGAAGGACAUAUGAGCCAAGACUGAAGUCUGCUCUACUACACACUUGUAAUCCUACAACAUGCCGAGUGGACUUAGGAUCAUGAAGUUACAUAUAUCCAUUCUGCUGAUGCUGCUUUCCAUGAACAUUGUCCGCGGUGGCGAGGGCUAUUAUCCUGAACGAUACCAGAAACAAUCCAGCGUGAAGGGACCUUUCUUACCUUUCAUUACAAAAAGCCAUGUUUUACAGGCUCGGGGAGAGCAAGGCCCGCCUGGCCCACCAGGCCCAAGAGGGCAACCAGGCCCUACGGGGAGUCCAGGGAAACCAGGGUAUGGCAGCCAAGGACCUCCAGGACCAGAAGGUCCUCCAGGGCCACCAGGAAAUUCUGCUGUUGGAAAGCCAGGCCUGCCAGGUUUGCCAGGAAGACAAGGCAACAGAGGAUUACCAGGUGAAAAAGGAGACAUGGGACCAGCUGGUCUCCCAGGGCAAAGAGGGUUUCCAGGAGCUGCUGGAAUUCCUGGUCCAGCAGGGGUUUCUGUUGCUGGCAAACAAGGACUCCCAGGGUCACAAGGACCAAGAGGUAUCCCUGGAGAAAAAGGUGAACCAGGUAUACCUGGCAUAAAUGGACAGAAGGGAGAAAAUGGAUAUGGAAUUCCUGGCCGCCCAGGAGAAAGAGGGCUGCCAGGGCCACAGGGGUCUCCAGGACCACCUGGACAUGCAGGGGUAGGGAGGCCCGGAGAAAGGGGAUAUCCAGGACAGCCAGGUAUUAAAGGUGACCGCGGUUUACCAGGCACACCAGGACCAGCUGGCAACUCAGGUCCCCAAGGCCCUUCUGGGCCACCCGGAGAGCCAGGAAUAGGAAAACCUGGUCCUACUGGACCACCAGGAUUACCAGGAAUUCCGGGAGCAAAAGGACUUCCAGGCCCUUCAGGCUUCACUGGACCUUCUGGUCUUCCAGGAUUUGGAAAACCUGGGCUACCAGGGAUGAAGGGACAAAGAGGUCCCGAAGGUCUAAAUGGCGUUCCAGGAGCAAAAGGAGAACAAGGCCCAGUUGGUGCUCCAGGGGAACCAGGGCCCGUUGGACCACCUGGGCCAAUGGGCCCCCAAGGGCUGAGAGGUGCAGCUGGUGAAAAUGGCUUUCCUGGGGCUAAAGGCGAAAGAGGCCCUGCAGGACCAGCAGGUUUCCCAGGAAUUAAAGGGGAGAGAGGUUUACCUGGACUGGAGGGGAAAUCAGGAUAUCCAGGAGAGCCAGGACUUCCUGGCCCAAAAGGACAUCCAGGUUUGCCAGGCCCUAAAGGGGAUACGGGCCAUGCUGGGUCUCCUGGCCUACCUGGCCCAAUGGGUUCACCAGGACCUAAGGGAACAGCAGGAUUUAAUGGUGUGCAAGGCCCAAAAGGCCCACCUGGAAUACCUGGUACAAGAGGUCCAGUUGGCCCACCAGGUAUCCCAGGAUACCCUGGCAGUAAAGGGGAACAGGGGACACCAGGAUUACCUGGUCCAGCUGGUAUUGCAACAAAGGGCUUAGACGGACCUACAGGGACUCCUGGACUGCCAGGUCCAAAAGGCAACAAUGGAGAGCCCGGAUUGCCAGGCCCUCCAGGUCCACCUGGCCCUCCUGGACCAGCAAUAUUCCCAGAAGGUCAAGCACUAGCAGGUGUGCCUGUUAUCAAAGCUGGCGCAAGCCAAGGUUUAACUGGAAUGCCGGUUUCAGCUUUCACUGCCAUUCUUUCCAAAGCAUAUCCUACAUCAGCAGUCCCUAUCAGAUUUGAUAAAAUUUUGUACAACAGACAACAGCACUAUGACCCCAGGACAGGGAUCUUCACAUGCAGGAUACCAGGACUGUACUACUUUGCUUACCAUGUGCACGUGAAAGGAACACAUGUUUGGGUUGGCCUGUACAAAAAUGGUUCACCCAUCAUGUACACCUUUGAUGAGUAUAAGAAAGGGUACCUUGAUCAGGCUUCUGGUAGUGCUGUUGUUGAUCUCAUGGAAAAUGAUCAAGUCUGGCUGCAACUGCCCAAUAAUGAAUCAAAUGGCUUGUACUCCUCAGAGUAUGUCCAUUCUUCCUUCUCAGGCUUCUUGUUUGCUCCAAUUUAACACUA